Molecule: messenger RNA, 3160 nt
Organism: Prosopis cineraria
Lineage: Eukaryota; Viridiplantae; Streptophyta; Magnoliopsida; Fabales; Fabaceae
Product: probable inactive leucine-rich repeat receptor-like protein kinase At3g03770
Exons: 9
Coding region: 584-2938 (784 amino acids)
Biological process (GO): protein phosphorylation
Molecular function (GO): ATP binding; protein binding; protein kinase activity
Source: RefSeq, a predicted model, not a curated record
CUUUAACCAAAUCUGCUGGACUCCACAUGCCCCAUGUUAAAAGAUAUCCUCAUAUAUGAUAUCAUAUCAUGCAGAGGAAUAAAGGCUUCCCAUCUACACAAGAAUCUUUCUUUUACUUUUCCUGCUUCUGCAACUACGGCUUCCCUUUGGGCCUUCCUGAGAAAUAAGGAAAAGCAAAGCUAUGUCCUGGGGGAAAAUGGAGCAAGUUUUGUGAAUCUCAAUUUCAUUAUGAUGGAAAAUAUGUUGUAAUGUCGGUUAUGAGAUGGUCCCGCGUGUGAAUUUUGGCCCUUUCAUUUUCUUUCUCCCUGUGUCAUCUUUGUCUUGGCGUGGACAGGAAAAAUCUGGCGCCUGGGAAAAUGGUUUCCCUGCCUCAAUUCCCUCUCCUUCAAAUUUUGAAUUUGGCGCAAGAAAGAGAUGAUAUGAAGGUUUUUCACUUCAUUCAACCUGGGUUUGGACUUGUUUUUGGAGGACUUACUCGGAGCUCUUCGUGAUUUUGAGAGCUCUUGGGCUUCUGUUCGUCGUCUUGAGAAACAAAGCUUCUAUCUCAAGGACACUUUCUAGAGCACAAAAAAUCGUUCUUUCAAUGGCAAAACAAUUCCACAGUUCACUGCUUGUGCUUUUAAUAACAGCUUUACUUUCUAUCUAUGAUUCCGAGCAGCUUCAAUCUUCCCAGUUCGAUGCUCUUCUCAGAAUUCAACGAGAUUUAAACUUCCCUGCCGUUAUAAACAGCUGGAAUAACCUCACAGACUUCUGCAACGCCGAUUCAAAUUCUUCUUCCACUGUCGUGUGCUAUGAAGACAUCAUAACCCAGCUUCAUAUAAUAGGUGAAACAAGAACUUCCCUUCUUCCUCGAAAUUUCUCAGUAGAUUCCUUUUUCAAAACACUGGCAAGACUUCCUAAUUUGAAAGUCCUCACUCUGGUUUCUCUUGGCAUAUGGGGUCCAUUGCCUGCUAAAAUUUCUCAUUUGGCAUCACUAGAAAUAGUUAACAUGAGCUCUAAUUGCCUAUAUGGGUCCAUCCCACAAGAGCUUUCUUCACUUUCCAAUCUUCACACACUCAUUCUUGACGAAAAUAUGUUGGCUGGUCAGCUUCCUAAUUGGAUGGAUUCAUUUCCAGCCUUAACUGUGUUGAGUUUGAAAAACAAUAGGUUCAAUGGAUCUUUGCCUGAUUCAUUGGGUAGCUUGGAAAAUCUUAGGAUCCUUUCGCUUGCAAAUAAUCACUUUUAUGGUAUGGUACCUGAUUUGAGCCGUUUGAAAAAUCUUGAAGUUCUGGAUUUGGACAGUAAUGCUUUUGGGCCUCAGUUUCCUCAGCUUGGUACAAAGUUGGCCACUCUUAUACUAAGGAACAAUAGCUUCAGGUCUGGUAUUCCUUCUGAAGUGACCUCUUAUUACCAGCUUGAGCGAUUGGAUAUCUCAUUAAAUACAUUUGUGGGGCCAUUUCAGCCAGCAUUGUUGUCUCUUCCUUCAAUUACUUAUCUCAACAUUUCUCGGAACAAAUUGACUGGGAUGGUCUUUGAGAAUAUGUCCUGCAAUUCAGAACUCGAGGUUGUGGAUUUGUCGUCGAAUCUUUUGACAGGCAAAUUACCUAGAUGUUUGGGGUCAAAUUCCAGUGACAGAACAGUACAGUAUGCUAGAAAUUGUCUUGAUGGUGCAGAUCAGAAUCAGAACCCACAACCCUUUUGCCACACUGAGGCCUUAGCCGUGGGGAUAUUACCUGAGAGAAAGAAGCACAAAGGAUUGUCCAAGUUAGUCCUUUCCGUUGGAAUAGCAGGCGGAGCUGUAGGAGUUGGAGCACUUCUUGGACUUAUUCUCUUUCUUGUUAAAAGAGGAAAUACCAAAAGCAAAAUUAAGAAUCCUCCAGUAAGAUUUAUAUCCGAGAAUGCUGCUUCUGGAUACACUUCUCAGUUGCUUUCUAAUGCAAGGUAUAUAUCUCAAACAAUGAAGUUGGGAGCAGUUGGUUUGCCAACUUAUCGAACUUUCUCAUUGGAGGAGAUUGAGACUGCUACAAACUACUUUAACACAGCUUCUUUCAUCGGUGAAAGUUCUCAUGGCCAGAUGUAUAGAGGCCAGUUGAAGAAUGGUUCACUUGUGGCCAUUACAUGUGUAAAAAUGGGAAAAGGUUAUAGCACACAAAGCUUUAUGCAGCAAAUAGAGCUGAUGUCAAAACUCAGGCAUCGUCAUUUAGCCAGUGCUCUUGGACACUGCUUUGAAUGUUAUUUAGAUGAUUCAAGUGUCAGCAGAAUAUUUCUUGUAUUUGAGUACGUACCAAAUGGCACGCUCAAGAGCUGGAUCUCUGAUGAGAAUCCUUCAAAAUCACUUGGUUGGACUCAACGCAUAGCAGCUGUAAUUGGAGUAGCAAAGGGAAUCCAGUUUUUGCAAACUGGGAUUCUCCCUGGUGUCUAUUCAAACAAUCUCAGAAUAACAGAUGUUUUAUUAGACCAGAACCUCGUUGCAAAAAUCUGCAGCUAUAACCUGCCUUUAUUGUCAAACUUGGGAAAGGUUGGCCAUGGAAAUUCUUCCAGCAAAUCUAAAAGUCCUAAAGUUAACAAAAGCAAUAAACAUGAAGAUAAGUCUGAUAUAUACGACUUGGGAGUCAUACUAUUGGAACUCAUCCUUGGAAGGACAAUGGAGUCAAAGAAUGAUGUGGACACUUUAAUUAAUCUGCUGCAAGCAAGCAUAGUAGCGGAUGAUGAUGCACGGAGGAGCGUGGUAGAUCCUGUGGUUCGAAGGGCAAGCUUGGAUCAAUCAUUGAAGACAGUGAUGGAGAUCUGCGUGAGGUGUCUGGCUAAAGAGGCAGAAGAAAGACCUUCCAUUGAGGAUGUGCUGUGGAAUCUGCAGUUUGCAGCUCAAGUUCAAGAUUCAUGGCGAGUGGACUCUCGAAGUAGUGGUGAUUGGUCUCCUGGGUCGCCUUCAGACUCUGCGAGACUGGCCUUCCAUUAGUGUCGAUACACACAGACGAAUGACACACACACACAUAUAUUUUUGUAUAUUUCACUAUAAAGCCUAUAAAUGGUUGAAAUUUAUAGAAUGUGAGCAAUAUUGUAGCUUACACUUGAAGCAUCAGAAUAUCAGAUGCGGGUUAAGGGGGCUCAGAAUUCAGAAAUGUAAUAUUACAUGCAGCAUGUAUAUGAUUAAAUUGUGAAAUGUGUUCUUGAUAAAUAA